AUGAUCGCUAAUAAUUCCUUCGAUUUUCGUUUUGUUUCAUAUAAUGAAUUAUUACAAAAUGGAAAAAUCUAUCAAAAUGAUGAUCAUGCGUUCGAUGCAAUAACAAUCGAUCAACAAAGAGAUCAGAUUAUUAUUGGAGCAAAAAAUACAAUAAUUCGUUUAUCAUUGGGUGACUUUCAUUUAUUAGAAAGAUAUAAAUGGGAAUCAUCAACAAAUGAAAAAACUAUAUGUCAUCAUCAAACUCAGUCAUUUAAUGAAUGUGAAAAUUAUAUUCGUGUAUUAGCUCUUCGAUCUCAUGAUCAAUCAUUACUUACUUGUGGAACGAAUGCAUAUCAUCCAACUUGUAUUUGGCGUCGUUUAGAUUCACUUUCAACAAUUAUUUCAAAUAAUGAAAAGUUUAUUUCUGGAAAUGGAAAAUCUCCAUAUAAUAGUCAACAUUCAUCUGUAUAUGAUCUUAUUGAUACUGGAGAAUUGUAUUCGGCAACAAUAAGUGAACCAGUAUUUGGUAUUAAUGAUCCUUUAAUACAAAGAAGUUUUAGUCAAACAAAACAAUUACGAACACAACAACAUGAUUCAAAUUGGUUAAAAAAUCCAUAUUUUGUUCGAAUAUUAAAUAUUGGUCAAUAUGUGUAUAUAUUUUUUCGUGAAAUAUCUCUUGAACAUCUAUCAUGUGGAAUGAAUGUUUAUUCUCGUGUUGCACGUAUAUGUAAAUAUGAUGAUGGUACAAUGAAAUUUAGUGAUACAUUUCGUUCAUAUUCAAAAUUACGUUUAUCAUGUUCAAAAAAAUUAAUAAAUGAAAUAACUUCAUUUGAUUUUAAUGAAUUACAAUCAAUUUAUUUUUAUUCUUCAUUAAAUUUAAUUUAUGGAGCAUUUAAUUUACCUAAAAGUGGUUUAACUGGAUCAGCUAUCUGUAUUUAUACAGUUGAUCAACUUGAAAGUAUUUUUAAAUCUUCAUUUCUUACACAAAAGUCAAAUGAAUCAUAUUGGACAUCAUCUCCAAUAGAACAAGAUAUGGAAAAAUGUGAAUCAAAUUCAUCAUAUGAAAUACCAUCGACUCCAUCAGGACGUGUACUUCGAUCAGGUGUUCUAAAAUCAUCAUUUGAUGCUCUUAUAUUGGAUGAUAUUCGUAUUGGUCAUUUAUUAGUUGAUCAUUUUUAUGAUGUAACUGUUGUCUUUGUUAUUACUUUGGAUGGUUUAUGGUUAAGAAAAUAUUCCUUAAUAACUAAUGAAAAUGAUAAAAAAUUAUGUUUAAUUGAACAAAUUGAAUUAAAACCAUCAAUGAUCUCAUCAAAUGAUUGGAAAGUGAAUAAAGCAGAAUUUAUUUCAAAAACAAAAGAAAUAAUAAUAACAACAUCUAUAUCCGUAUUAAAAAUAUCAGUUGCACGUUGUAGUCGAUUUAAUACAAGUCAUCUAUGUACUGCUUCUAUGGAUCCAUAUUGUACAUGGGAUAAUUAUUAUCAACGAUGUACUUUUUCUAGAAUUUCAUCAUGGAAAAUUUCUCGUCAAUUAUUAAUAUGUCCAAUUCUUAAUAUAACAAUUGACGGCGGUUGGACACCUUGGUCAUCAUGGUUUAUGUGUCAACAAGAAACAGGCGAAAAAUGUCAAUGUCGUACAAGAUCAUGUACACAACCAAAACCUCAAUUUGAUGGAAAAUCUUGUCAAGGAAAUCAUAUUGAAAUAAGUCAAUGUGAAGUUCAUGGUGAUUGGUCUCCAUGGAGUACUUGGAGUACAUGUCCAGAAACAUGUGGUAAAACAUUUCGAUCAAGAACACGAACUUGUACAAAUCCUACGCCAAAAAAUAAUGGUAGACUAUGUAUUGGAUUAGAACGUGAAGAAGAACCAUGUCCGGAAAUAAUUUGUUCAAGUGAAACUUCAAGAUUAAGUGAUUGGAGCGAAUGGGAUGUCUGUUCAAAAUCAUGUGGUGGUGGAAUACAAAAGCGAAGACGAACGUGUUUAAGUAAUGGUGAAAAAUGUAAUGAAUGUUUAGAUGAAAUACGUUUAUGUAAUGAAUUACCUUGUCUACUUCACCCAGUGACAAUAUGGAGUAAUUGGACACGUAUUACACCAAAAGAUCGAUCGAAUAGUGAUGAUAUGAUAACAGAAAUACGUACUCGUUUUGUUUGUACACUAUCUUCGUCAUCUGAUCAACAACAAUUAGAAAUAAACUCAGAUAAAGUGAUUUAUAGAAUAUGUAACAAUAAAGGACAUGAUUGUCAACAAAUAGAUUCAUUUGAUAAUUGGUCAUCAUGGUCUAAUUGGAGUGAAUGUUCUCCAUCUUGCGAUACUACUGGUUCGACACAAACUCGUCGUCGUACUUGUUUAGGCAGUCAAUGUUUUGGUAAAGAUAUUGAAGAACGCGAAUGUUUCUCUUGUUUUACACAAUUAAAAAGCAAUUGGUCUUGUUGGACAGAUUGGUCUGAAUGUUCAUCAUGCACAUCACCUCAAUCCCAUUCAAUUAAAUUUCGUACUCGUAUAUGUCUUACAAAUUCAUGUGAAGGUUUAACCUAUGAAGAAAGUUCAUGUUUAUGUCCAUCAUUAUUACAAUUCUUAAAUGAAUAUCGUUUUACUUUUCUUCAUAUGAUUCUAAUUAGUUUAAUGUCAUUUUUAUUUGGUUGUUUAUUAAUACUUUGUAUAUAUGCAUCAUGUUGUCAUAGUCAUCGACAUAAAGAAAAAUUUCAUUCAAGAGAUGAUCAAGAUUAUUUUCAAGGAUCAACAUCAAAUUCUUCAUCAAGCCCACAUACAGCUAUUGAGUCUGAUACAUUUGCAACAUUAUUAAAUACAAAUAAUAAUCAAAAUAAAUUUCGAAGUUUUGAGUCAACAUCAUUAUCAAAAACAACUGCUAACAAUUAUCUUAAAGAUGUUCCAUCAAAAAAAUUUAAUAUGUAUAUUAAUCCAAGAGAUAUGCCUCCAUUACCACCAUUAGCAACAUUAAAAAGAACAUCAUUAAUGUCAUCGUUGAAAACAAAUCUUGAUGCUGAUGAUAUUUAG
This is a messenger RNA of Rotaria sp. Silwood1, 2988 nucleotides long. NCBI's taxonomy places the organism in Eukaryota, Metazoa, Rotifera, Eurotatoria, Philodinida, Philodinidae. The record is from the annotation of a GenBank genome assembly.